UCACGGGUGCUACAUGGGGACGCCCUUAGGCAGCUCGGGCUCCCGGGGGUGGGGCAGAGGAGCUGCGCGAAGAGCCGCUUUCAGUUUCGUUUCUCCGCGGAAGACUCACAACAAUAAAUAGGCAAAGAGGCUGCAGGGAGCGCCGGGGCGGAGCCGUGCCAAGGCCUCCCGGCGGAGCUGCACCAGGGGGUCGCGGGGUGAGGGGCUCGGAGCUGCCCGGGAUGGCCCGUCCCGCGCUGCCCAGCCAGGCGCUGCAGGCGCUGUGCUCCGCCGGCGGCUCCCUGGAGCAGGGCGAGCUGUCGCGGCGGCUGCCGGCCUCGGGUCCCAGCCUGGACAGCCUGUUGCUGACCGAGCCGGAGCGGUUCACGCUGGUGACCCGGCCCGGGCCCUGCUCGCCCGGCGGCCCGCCGCAGGAGCAGCGGGUGGUGGUGGCCACUAGUGCGGUGCGGCUGUGCCAGGAGCACGGCGCCCCGGGAGCCGGCUGCGGGGGCCAGUGCGGCCAGCUCCACAUCUGCCGGUACUUUCUGUACGGCAACUGCCGCUACCAGCGCACCAGGAAAGAAUGCAAGUUUGUUCAUAACUUUCAGUCAGAGCAUAACCUCCGUGUCCUAAAAAGACAUGGUCUUGAAAACUUAAAUGAUGAUGAGUUGCGUCAGCUCCUGCUUCAGAAUGAUUCUUCGCUCUUACCUGAGGUAUGUAUGCAUUAUAACAAAGGCGAUGGACUCUAUGGGUCUUGUACCUUCAAGAAGAUCUGCACCAAACUCCAUAUGUGCCAGUACUACUUGCAGGGCGAGUGCAGAUUUGGCAGUAGUUGCAAGCGAUCACAUGACAUUUUUAAUCUGGAGUGUUAUGAAAAACUGGAGAGGCGGGGAAUGAGCCCAAACCUGAUUGCCAAACUGCCCUCUAUCUUCAGGAACAUGUAUGACAUCAAAAAUGGCACCUCUUCACCAUGCAAAGCGAGAAGAGACAGUCUUAGUCAGGUGUCCCUGAAUACAAAUAGUAAUGAAGAAUUAGAUGAGAUCUGCUUGUACUACAUACGGAAAAGUUGUAGCUUUCAAGAUAAGUGUAUCAGAGUUCAUUUUAAUUUGCCAUAUAGAUGGCAGAUCUUGGAAGGUGCCCUGUGGAAGGACUUGAAGGAUAUGGAGAAAAUUGAAAAGGCAUAUUGUGACCCCAGUAAUACCAGAUUUUCAUACAGUGGCUUGCAGUAUAUAUCUUUUCAGAACAUGACCUAUGGCUCUGCCAAAGUUAGGCGCCUCUCCACAGCAUCGUCUGUGACCAAACCCCCUCACUUCAUUCUUACAACAGAUUGGCUUUGGUACUGGAAGGACGAAUAUGGUGUGUGGCGUGAAUAUGGAACAGAAGAUGAUAAUCAUGAUGCUUCCACUGUAUGUAGCAGUGACCUGGAGCACGCUUAUCUAGCAAAAGUAUCUCCAACAUUGCAGUUCAAAGCUGGGAGACAUGAAUAUGAACUCAACUUUAAAGCCAUGAAUCAGAGAAACCUUCGCUAUAAGACACAGAGAGAGGUUUGCAGGAGACCCAAAUUCCUCUCCCCGCAAGACGUGGAAAAACGGAGAAUCAGUGGUGUGGAGCAUUCACAGGAAGAAUCCAUUCCAGCUCACUGGGACAAAUCAGCUUUACCAGAAUUGGGAUACAAGCUGAUCAAACUUCUCAGCUCUUCUGACGAAUACAAGAAGGUCCAGGCUGACUUUCAGCGCACAAUGCCCAAAACAGUCAUUCAAGAGAUUCAGAGAAUCCAGAACCCGACUCUUUGGAAAGUGUAUCAGUGGCAGAAAGAGCAAAUGCAGAAGACUAGUGGAGGAAAGGAUGUGUGUGAAAGACACUUAUUUCAUGGGACCAGUAAAAAGCAUAUCGAUGCCAUCUGCCAGCAGAACUUUGACUGGAGAAUCUGUGGUCUUCAUGGGACAGCUUAUGGCAAAGGAAGCUACUUUGCAAGGGAUGCAUCGUAUUCUGAUAACUAUAGCAAGACCGACUCAAACAUCAAGACCAUGUUUCUGGCUCGGGUCUUGGCGGGGGACUUUACCCUUGGUAGCUCUUCCUAUCUUCGUCCUCCCGCCAAGGACAGCGGAAACAAUUUCUAUGACAGCUGCGUGAACAGCCUUUCGAAUCCAUCUAUCUUUGUCAUCUUUGAGAAACAUCAGAUUUAUCCUGAAUAUCUGAUUGAAUACAUGGACCAGGCGGUGGCAACUGCUCUCUCAAUGGCUGCACGUGCUUAUUUUCGGAAUUGACUUAACUGAGGGGAGUUAUUUGUUUAAUAAAAAUGUGCCCAGUAUGUUUUAGAUACAUUUAGACUCCCCACCCUCUCCUUGUAACAGUAAGCAGGGGUGACUAUCUUAAAAAAUUUUAGAAAAGCCAUAGUAUUUUUAUGAAUUUUUAAAAUCCAGUCUUUAUUCCUAAAUUUCUCUAGUGGGGCUAACUUGUUUUUCCCACUGUUAGUCUGUUCUGGGGGAUUUAAGAAAUCCAGUAGAUGUUCAUAUGAUUCUUGCAAUGUGAGAUGAAGUAAUAGAAAAGCAGAUGGUUGUGAUGUCAUAUGAAAUUCUUCUAAAAAAAAAAAAAAAAAGUAAUUAUGUUUUCAUUAGUUCUCCCCUAAUGAAGUUAGCUGUGAAACUAGUUAGCCAGGGCAGAAUCUGCACAAGGCUUCUUGUGGGCAAGCAAUUUAAUAGUUUCCUUGGACUGUUGCACACACGGACCUCCUGUGGAUCACUGCUACCACAUCAGGGUGACCUCCUACAACCCUCUACUUGCUAAGGGUUCCUCCUCCUAAUACCUCAGGCCUGCUAAGCCCCAAAUGUGGGUUACAAAUAAAAUAAUGCAGGAAGCUUUAAAUCUGCAGUUACAUUAGUUUGAUUCAGGAUUUGUGAUGUUAACAUAAAUGAGAGAGUUGUGUGUUGUGGUUGGAACAGCGGCAAGCUUAGGUGUGUAAGAAGGGACACCAGAGCAGUUGGUUUGUGUUCUUUCUCCUCUCCAGCGGAACUACUUCAGGCAAAACAUCUAAGAAUUUCUCUCUCUUACUCUUUUUUCUCUGUUAGACUUUCCUGUAGAAUUGACGUUUUUCUGACCUGGUGUGAGAGAGGUGGCUGCUACAGCUUUCUGAUAUUAUCUGUUCCUAGUUGUCAGAGGUGGUAUAUAGAUACAUGUUUGCGUUAUUUAAAAGCAUGAUUCUACUUUAAGAAUCAGUGUGGGGAUCGUGUUUAUUGUCUCGGUGGCCCCAGAUUAAAAAAGUUUUUACAAGGCUGUUUUUCCUAGCUGUCAGCCCUGCAAACUCAACUUGGGGAUCUAAGCGUUGAGCGAGGUUCUUUCCUCCUCCUUUAUCAAUGCCAAUAAUAAAGGUUCCGUAGGUCAUGUCGUAUGUCUUCAGUGACAUCUGUGCAAACCCACUAUAUUCUGUGGAGGCUACACAGGUUUAAGUGAUUGGUCCUGUAAUUGGAAUAUAGAAAACAAUUCUGUUGAUGUUUCAGAAAGGAUAGAAUCUAGUUCACUAUUUAUCUUGGCUCUAUUCAUUCCUGUAUGUUAACAGGAGUAAAAAGCAAUCAAAACUCUGACGCUAAAAUCAGCUGUCUAGUUCUUAUAGAUGCAAGGAACAGAUAGAGUAAAUGUACCAUUUCACAUACAGUAGUUGCAUUUCCAAAUAGAACUGCACUUCUGAGCUUUCCUCUCUUCUUGGAGGCUUUCCCCUUCCACUUGUUAACUAACGUGUGAAUGAAAAGUUAAGCCUGGAUUUUUAAUACAUUCCCUUCUGGGGUGUAUUUAUGUGCUGGGUAAAGCUCUGUCCAAAAGCCUGCUGCAAUAUGGGAGAGCAGAAGAAACUUCAGAAUCCUAAUAAUGCCUCUGAUUAUCACUAGUUAGUUACACUGCAUGGAUCUCGUCUGACUUCUCCAUCUAUCUUCUGGUAAAGAUUGCAAGCAAGUGCUAAAGCUGGAAACAUAGCAAGGACUGAUUAAAGGUGGCCCAUCCUUGUAUGUCAAUAAGACUGUCCGUAUGUACACAAAAUAAACUAUAGUGCCUAAUGCCCUGCUGUGAACAGAUGAGCUACUUAGUUUUGUGAUGACGCUGCUACAACUAACAAACGAAUGCGUUCUAUAGAGCUGUGAGAAUUCUGGAUGAACCACUAAAGCUUUCCAUAACUUUCACUGUCCGUACAGGUUUGUUCUGGUAGGGAAGGGCUUAAUAAGGCUUUUAUUGGUACCUGGAAACGUAAGCUGCUGUAUACUUCUCAUUUGGUGACUGAAGUUGAACAUUUGCAUUGCUUGGAGAGAGGAAACCAUUACUCAGGAUCCUUCCUCUCCUUUGUAAUUGUUGGGAAUGGUGGGGUUACAGCAGCUAUCUUUCAGUUAUAGUAAAUGCAUUGGCUAGUCAUGUAUUAUAAGUGCCUCAGGAUUUCCAUGAGGAAAAAAUGCGUAACUUGAAGCAGUCUGUAGCCCUUAUUCUCAAUGUUUUUAAUGUUUGAAACUGAAAUUGAAUCUUCUUAUUCUCAGCCGUAUGUGUAUCUUCUGUGGCAAUAUGUAUGGCUCCUCUUUUUUUAAUGCAAAUUAAAAUAUUUUGAACUGAAAACUGA
Molecule: messenger RNA, 4573 nt
Organism: Trachemys scripta elegans
Lineage: Eukaryota; Metazoa; Chordata; Testudines; Emydidae
Gene: ZC3HAV1
Product: zinc finger CCCH-type containing, antiviral 1
Exons: 12
Coding region: 222-2246 (674 amino acids)
Molecular function (GO): metal ion binding; NAD+ poly-ADP-ribosyltransferase activity
Source: RefSeq, a predicted model, not a curated record